Talaromyces proteolyticus is the source of this 633-nucleotide messenger RNA. Its product is annotated as acyl-CoA N-acyltransferase. Bases 1 to 633 code for a protein of 210 amino acids. The record is from RefSeq and is a predicted model, not a curated record. Gene Ontology annotation, molecular function: acyltransferase activity, transferring groups other than amino-acyl groups. NCBI's taxonomy places the organism in Eukaryota, Fungi, Ascomycota, Eurotiomycetes, Eurotiales, Trichocomaceae. The transcript has 2 exons.
AUGACACUCGCUCUUUCUCUCGCCGAGGAAGCGGACGCUGAUCGCAUCGCCGAUAUCCACAUGGCUGCAUUUGGCACCAACUUAAUGCUUCGAGCCCAGUUCCCAACCCCUUCUGUCCGUGACAAGUUGAGAGUGUCCCUUGCAGAAAAGGUGAUCAAUGAGAUCAGGGAUCCAAAAUGGGAGAUCCUCAUUGUACGAGACGAAAAGGAGAUAGUCAGUUUUGCGAAAUGGAGGCGUCCAAUUCUUGAGUCAGAGGUAUAUGUCGAGUCACCCUGGAAUUGGCCAGAUGGGACAAGACUAGAUGUUUUGGAAGACUGGACUAGGAUAGUCGAAGACGCGAGUGAAAAAGUGCUGUGUGGGAAGCCCUGCUACUGCCUAAGUUUUAUUGGCACAGAUCCUAAACACGAACGACGUGGUGCAGCCUCUAUUCUAAUACAAUGGGGUCUCGAAUACAGCAAGCGUGACAAUAUCCCAGUCGCUCUGGAGAGUACCCAAGUUGCGUGGCCAUUGUACCAAAAACUCGGCUUUCGUGCCGAAAAGGAUAUAUCUAUGGUUCUGGAGGGACUUGGAGCUGAUGGUAAACCAAUCAUUUACGAGGAGAAAUCUCUCAUCUUUAGACCUUCUGUGGAAUAG